GUCACAACAGUGCUGCCUUCAGCGGCAACCACGGUUAUGCUGGCUAUGACGGAGCAGGCACGACAACUGUCGGGGAGAACCAGAGGCGUCACGUCCCGCACUGGAUAGCAAAGCAUCCAUCGCCGGUCGAUCGGGUUUACCCUCCGGCACCGCGGCCAGCCUACGCAGCGUGGAGCAGUACUCGACUUUGUUUAGUUCUAGUCCAACUCCAGCUGCUUACUUAGAACGGUUCAAUUCUCUUCAAAGAAGGCGAAAGUCGUGUGAUUGAUUGUUCGAUCGCUCGUCUUCAGGUCGCAGCUAUCGCUAUUCUUAGAAGAAAACGUUUUGAAUCUCCAUCUCCAAGAAUACGCAGGUAAAACAGCGGUGGCGGGGCAAGAUAUGCAUUUCGUGCAAUACCGGGCGAGGCAUGGAGGUGCCGAGGGAGGCGCGCCUCCGCCGCAUCCCAAGCGCCGUGGAAAACGAGGAGCAGCAGUUCGGCCACACUCUUGGAGUCGCACUGGCAUCCAUGGCAACCACGCUUCGGUCCCUUUCUCUUUGUCGACACCGCUUGCAGCGCGACCCCCGACCCAAAGUGGAGGUGGUCUGCGGUCGGGCGGCUCGAGCAACAAAUUGUACCCAACCGCUCCCCAAAGUGGCAGACGAAUACCCAGAACGGGCGGUGGUGGUCCAACGUGGUCCUCGCAGCAGCAACAUCCAUCGUGUUCCAAAGGAACGAAUUCCAAUUCUUGGGGUGUGGCCGCUGCUUCGAACCACGGAGUCGAGGGACACCAGUACCCACCGGGAAGUCGCGGGCCAUCGCCGUGGCAUCUACCGAGCCCAAUUAGCCCCGCCUGCAGUCUCGUUUCAGAUUAUCCUGAGCGACGCAUUGCCGCCGGUGGGCGGCAAGUUUUUUCGCCAGUUUACUCUGAUUCGUGGACGUCGGACAUGGCUUCGGAAGAUUGCCCACAAGCUCCACAGCCCUUUGCGCGGUCUCGCACUACAGGGAGCGGCGUCAAGCAUGGCGGCCCACGGUCAGGGACGGGUCAAUUGUUCUCCUCGUCAACGGCCUCAUCUCUUGACUUCCCAGUAGCUCAAGCCGCUGGAGCAGCGCUUGGGGACCACCAACAAUUCUACAGCAACCGGCACCAUCACGUGGCAGUAUCGGGAACUACUUUUCAUCAGGGCUAUGGUGCAGCCACCUCUGCACAAGGCACUACAUUAAGAGGGAUGACACAAUCGGAACACCAUCGACAUUAUUCGUCGCCAUCAGGCCAGGCGCAUUACAAUAAUUACAACAACAACCACAACUGCCUGGCGUCCUCUUCGGCAUCCACUUCUAGCUCUGCCUCUACAGGACCCAGCUACGCCCAUCAAGUGCAACACCAGUACUAUGGGUCUCAGUAUAGUAGCAGAGCCGGAGGAACCGGAGCACGAGCAGCAUGGCAAGCCCACGGUGCUAGUGGUACAGCUACGGCCACAGGAGAGGGCAAUCAUGCUCCAGCGCCGACGCACCCACAAGAGCAGCAGCUACAUCAGCAAGGGGGCGCGCCGGGACCUUCUUCCGUGUACCCAUCCGCCUCGGUUUCUACGGGAGCUGUGACGAUGUCUCCGGCUGCGUCCAGUGGGGAAGUGGCAAUUGUUUCUGCGGGGUCGAACGCUGCAGCCGUGUAUCUUCAGGGUGCAGGAGGACCCCACGGCCCACCUUGUUCAAGCAUGUGCAGCGCGGCAGCAGUUGAUAGCGAGAUGCGGCGCUUUUACGCCAUGUCCUCUGCCCCGCCAAAAUCAAUAGGGAGCCAGUCGUUUCGUGAGAAAACAGGCCUGGCAGACUCAGGCCCGGUAGUGCCGAAUAUCCGCCCGACCUACCCAACCUAAGCCAAGUCAAUACAACGAGCGGGGACGGCCACUACGCCCUCCGACAGCAGUUCUUAC
Molecule: messenger RNA, 1908 nt
Organism: Amoebophrya sp. A25
Lineage: Eukaryota; Dinophyceae; Syndiniales; Amoebophryaceae
Source: the annotation of a GenBank genome assembly